GCAAUCACAACAGAACUGGAGAGUAAGGAAGAACUGAUAGAGGAGAUGAUGAAGGAGAGCGAGUAUCUGCUAUCUCUUGCUGAUAACGAUCAUCUGUAUGUUAUCCCGCUGAUCUGGGAGAUAAGGUGACGAGCUUCAGAUCCGAUUGGAAGAAAUUCUGCGCAAAAUGUAGAUCCCAAGAAAAACGCCUCGAACGAACGUACACUAAAAUCCGAAAACUCGAGGCUGCAUUGGAUAAGAUCUUGCGAUGGCAGAACGAAAAGGAGAAGGAGCUGGCUGCCGCACCUCCCAUCUCAUCUGAACCCCACAUUAUAAAGGAGCAACUGGAGCAGAUCAAAUCUCUGCGAGCAAUUGUGGACGGGUGUGAGAGUCACAUAACAACGGCUAACGAGCUCGCCAGAAGUCUUAUCAACAAGGCUAAGAUGGGUGCAGAUUCCAUGCCUCCUCUCAAGCAGAAGUUGGAGAAGAUUAACGAGGGCUGGAAGAGGAUGAACGACACUAUUACUCAGAGACUCUACGAUCUGGAGUCUGCGUUGAAGAAGUGCCAGGGAAUUGAGAAGGCCCUGGAGGAUAUCAAGAGGUGGCUGGACGAGAAAGAAGCUCAGUUGAAUGUUAAAGACCCUCUGCUAUCACUGAUGAGGGGUUGCAAGAACAACUCUCUAAAUACACUGAAUUAAAGCGAGACAUUCACGGUUACGAAGGUGUUAUAACGUCCAUCACCGAGAAGGCCCUGGAAGGUCUGUCGCUAGAUGAUGCUGACAAGAUGAAAGAUAAACUUGCAAGCCUUCAAGACAGAUACAAUUCUAUCAGAAGCGACUGUGAUGAUCAUCAAGACAAACUUAGUGAGGUGUACAAAGCCAUGGAUAACCUAAAACGAGACAGGGAAACUAUUGACGGUAUGAUUAAGAGAUCCAAAGAGCAAGCAGGUGAAAUGAGUCCCAUUGCAUCCAGUAUUCCUAUUCUCAACUCCCAACUCAAGGAAGUGGUUCAACAUCUCUCCUCUAUCGAUGCAAUCAAACCAGAGAUCGCAUCAUUCGCUCAAGAAUGUGAUGAUGCCUGUGAUCUGAUGCUACUCCAAGCAGCUCCUAAGCUCCAGAGAGAAAUUUUGAAAUAUCCCAAAGCAGUUGAAGAAUCUGUUCAGGAUCUUGAAAAAACUGCAAUUGAUCGAAAGAAAGACAUCGAAAAUAAGAUUCAGGAGCUGAAGGAAAUAGAUGAUAAACUGGAUAACUUUAUCUCUGAGUUAGCUCGAAACAAAAAGGACUUCGACAGACAAUCGUCAGAACCUACCCUACAUCCUAAAACUAAAAAGCAACUGGUUGAUGACUUCCAGAAAGUUCAUCGUGCCCUCGAGAAGACCUUAAAUAAGAUAGACAAUAAAAUAGACGAUUUCCUAUCUGACUUGGAGGAAACACCAUUCCUUAAACGAAGACUGCAGGAGGCGCGACAGAAACUGGAUGAUUUCGCAUUAUCAUUGAAUUCCGGAAGAGAUUCCGCUGACAAGGUUGAAAGUAUCCUGAAAAAGAACGAGAAGGAGAGACUUUCCAUGAUGGAGCAAGUUCUCCUACUGGAUGAGGAUCUUGAAGCUUUGGAGCCUAUCUCGAUAAAUGUAGCUGCUGCUACUGCUCAAUCACUGCAGAACAUGACACUCUCUGAGAGAUGCGAGACCCUGAGACGAAGUCUGUCUGAUCUGAAACUUGAUCUGGACGACGUCGCUAGCGACAUUCCAGCUGCAACCAAAAAGGAAAUUGAGGAAGAACAAAACAAGCUAUCUGAGAAGAUGGACAGGAUAUCGGAUAAGUUGAAGAAUAGAGGGGAUGCUUUGGAUGGAGUACUUCCUUUCAUAACUUCGCUGCAGGAUAUUGAGGCUGACGUUCUACCUUGGUUAGACGACAUGUCUAUGUCCAUCGCAUCCGAAUCUGCCAAACCAGAUACUCCUGAAGAAAUAAAGGCAAAGAUCGCCGCUGUCAAGGAGCUCUUGAAGGACAUAGAGGCCCACAAAAUUGAUUUGGACGAUGUGGCCACGUUCGGAGAGAGUGCUCUGGAGCUGGUGACUUCAUACGAUCCUGAUAAGAUGUGCCAGAGUGCUGUAGAUCUCGGAGUUCACCUCGAGGAAGUUCAGAAGAGGUACAACAAUCUGAAGUUGCAAUUGGAUGACCUUGAGUGUGAGCUGACGAACCAAGAAGGUAUCGCUCAAAAGCUUGCCGAGAUUGCAAAAUCGUUCGACAAAGUCCAGGAGUACACUGACAACAUGCCCAAACCACGACUUCAAGAAGCCGAACUUGUGCAGUUCAUGGCAGACAUUGAUGAAGAACUUGGAGAUGUCUUUAUCCUAGAGGAAAAGAUGAGGGUCUUAGAGAACGAAUAUCCCAAUUCUGCUUCCGACCCAGCUGUUCGAGCUCAACUGGAAAAAAUUAAAGAGACUAAGAAAACUCUCGAAGAUAAGAAAGACGACCUCAGAGACAAAAGUGACAUGUUGGAUGCCUUGUCAGAGGACAUGGCUGACAUCAACAAUGCCAUCAAAAGCAUUUCCCCCCAGAAGAACACUGUUCCUCUCACUGAUCUGAAGAGUGUGGAGGACAAUGAACGGUACCAAGAGGAUUUGGAGCCUAAGAUCUCAUCUCUGGAGGAUAAGCUGGAGAAGUUGGAGGAGGUCCACGCUCGUAUUUCUAAAGAUUGCAAUCCUGCUGAUGUUAAGAAACUGCAGGCAAAGAUUGAUGAUUUGAAGAAGAAGUGUAAGGACAAAGAGGAGAAGAAGAAUGAGAAGAUAGAGGAGCUAAAGAAAACUAAGGAUCAUCUCCACAAAUUUGAUGAUGCUUCCCAGAAACUAUCAACUUGGCUAGAGAAUCAGAUUAAUGAACUGAAGAAUCAAGAACCUCCUUCAACUUCAUCCAAUAUCUUGAAGGAACAGCUAGAUCAACACAAUCAGUUUACCGAUGAUGUGCAGGAUGAGGGUAAAGAUCUUUUUAAGGAUCUUCUGAAGAUCGGUCAAGUCUUGAAGAACGACCUCUUGCAGAACGAUAAACCUCUUAAUGAUAAGAUCGCAGAGCUACAGAAGAAGUAUGAUAAUCUGCUGAAGGACGCGACAAAGCGACAAGAAGAGCUUGAAGCGGCCAUGAUGGACGCGAGGAACAUCAGGGAUACCCUGGACUACAUCAUGCCAGAACUCCUUGAGAAGGAAACCGAGCUUCUUAAAGCAGAGAAGCCAGGUGCGGACUUAGAAACAGUCCAAAGUCAAGUAGAACACCACAAAGCUGACGCCCAGCAGCUCCAGUCUCACGCCCAGCUGAUAGCCUCCCUUCGUGAUCAGGAGGGUCUAGGCGAGGAGGAUCAGGAUCUCCUGGACGAGAUCAUGAACAAGUGGGACCGGUGUAACGAGCUGUCUGACGAGAGAAAGGAGGCACUUUCUGGUGCCUUCGACCAGAUCCUCGACUUCGAGAAGGCUCUGGCUGAUGUUGGUAACUUCAUGGAUGCAGUGGAAGCUCAGCUGAUCGAGAAUGACGGUGUUCCCCUGAGUAACAUUGACAUCGUGGAUGAUAUGAUGGGUAAACACAAGGUGAUACAAGAUGCUAUAUUAACAAAGUCAGCAGACGUGGAAUUUGUGAACAAUCUUGGUGACAACUACAAGAACGUGACAGACCCAGAUCAAGCUGCUAUUAUCGCAGAUAAGCUUGAGGAGUUGAAUAAGAAGUGGGACUGGCUUUUAGGAGAGGUAGCUGAAAGGGAAGCUGGCCUCCAAAAAGCAAGAGACACUACAGCAGCUAUAGACAUGCGACUGAACGACCUGAUGGCAUGGCUGGAAGAUCAGGAGGAGUACCUGAAGGGUUGUGGUCCUGUCGCUGAUACUUACGAUGGUCUUGUGGAACAACUUGGUGAACAUAAGAACGUACACGCCGGGUUUGAUGAACACCAGGAUGAUUAUGACAGUAUAGUGAUCACAUGUCAAGAACUUCUGACCGAAUCAGAGGAUCCUACUGUCGGGGAGUCACUGGACGAGAAACUCCAGGACCUCGGACAAAAGUGGGACUCAGUUGUGAAAGCAUCGAUGGCGAGACAAAGAGCGAUUGAGGAGGCGAUGCAGAUCUGUCAUGACUUCCAAGACUCUGUCAACGCUAUUCUUGAAUGGUUACCUGACGCUGAGAAUGCUUUGGAUAGUCUGGAACCAAUCAGUGACGAUUACGAGACUAUUUCCGAGCAGAUACAAGAACUUCUGCAACUGUCGUACUUCAUGGCGGACCAGAACACAGCUGUGGAGCAGGUCUGCACACUAGGAGCUAUCAGAGAGGAGACCGGACCCGCUCUUAGUGAUGAUGAGAACGCCAGGUACAAAGAGAUGAAGGAUCGUUACAAGGAGCUGUGGAACAAGAUAGGGGCCCGACAAGACGAGCUCAAUGCUAGACAAGAGGCUCUGGAAGCUGAGGACGAUCUGGCGAGCUUUGAUAUUACCGAGUGGAAGAAGAGGUUCCUCAGAUGGAUGGACGGCAACCACGAGCGUAUUAUCGAUCUGUUCCGCAAGUUUGAUGUCAACAAAGACGGAACUCUCUCCCACCAAGAGUUUAAGGACGGUAUAAUCCAGGCUGGAAUACCAACACCCCGCUCCUGCUUCCCUACUAUUAUCAGAGAAUUUGAUAGGGAUGACAGUGGGGAUAUCAACUAUAGGGAGUUCGCCGCUGCACUGAAACGAUAUGAGUUCAAGCCUAAAACAGAGGGAGAGCACAUAGACUACGAGGUACAGAGAGCAGUAGAUCGUUGUUCUUGCAGGAGAAGGUUUAACUGUGUGCAAGUCGGUGAAGCUAAAUACAGUCCGGGUAGUGAUUCGAGCAAGAGAUUUAACGGUGUAUUAUGGAGGUUCGGAAACAUGCAGAAACUUUACUUGGUUCGAAUCCUUAGCACCGUGGUCAUGGUUAGAGUUGGGGGAGGCUGGCAGCCGCUCCAUGAGUUCUUACAGAAAUACGAUCCUUGCAGAAGCUGCGAGCUAGACCUACAAAAGAGGUCAGUCAACCAGCGCAAACGAUACCCCUGGAUGGGGGUGAAGGCAGGAGUAAGAAUGUCAGGAUUGGUAGCUAAAGGCAGGACCAAUGUGGAUCUGGGCAAGGUUAAGCUGAAGAAGGACGGUGAGGGACGGGUCAUCUCUCCGCUCAAGUUCCUGACAAAGUUUAAACCUGGUUCUGGACCCGGCACUCCUAGGGCUCAAACGCCGGACGGACGUGCAAGGAAACCCUCAGCAGAAACUUCAAGGGGAAGGAUUACCAUGUCUGCUGGGGUACGGCAAAGUGCUUCACGAGAGUUUGAGGGACUCGAAAUAGAGCACGACGCCAAGCAAAUAUCCUUCCCUGGCUAUAAAGUUAAAGGAGGUUACGUCUCCCCCUACUCCUGCCAAGCACUGGGUCUCAAGAAGAGGUCUGGUUCUCAGGGGUCUCUCUGUUCCUCAGGGAGCACUGAGUUUGACAGUCCAGUAAGGAGGAGUCCCAGUAAGAACCUCAACAAGAGUGGAAGUAGAAGCAGUGUUUUGAGUAAGAGCAGCAGUCGUGGAAGCAUCAGCAGUCGUGGAAGUGCCAGCGUUAAGGGACCUGGUACUUUCGCACCAGGUAUAGCUGCACGAGGACUUUCUGCAAGUACGCCGCGAUCAAACAGCAGAUCAGAUUUGACAAAACCAGGAACGGCCAGGGGUACACCCAGCCCCGUCACCCGUCCCCGACACAUGUCACCCAGAUCUCAGAGCACUGUGGGCAUGUCGCCCAGAACACCCACCCCCAGAACUCCUACUCCAAAUAGAGCCUCACCCAUAACCAGGACCCAGAGUGAGGCGAGAAUGAAACCCAAAACAGCGCCCCCCGCUGGUACCAGUACACCUGUCCGGCAGCGAACUGGUGCUGUCUCUAAAUCAGAUUCGACGGGGCGGACACCUAUUUCCCGGAGGAACACAGCCGCCAACUUGAGUUCCUCCACUCCCACAACCUCUACUACCAGACCAAAACAGACCAAACCAAAGAAACCCGCGGAAACCAAGCAAUAAUCUUUACACUUUAGGAAUCUUUUCAGAUAUGCAAAAACUUUAUUUUUUGUGAACAGAAAAGUGUUUAUAAUGAAUAAACACUUUUCAGAUAUGCAAAAACUUUAUUUUUUGUGAACAGAAAAGUGUUUAUAAUGAAUAUGAUUUUUAUUUAUUAGGAACGUGUGCUCUGUUAUUGUGCUAUCUUGCAUGAUAGAAAUUGUGUUUGUUUACUUUAUAAAUGUAACUUUUUUAAUUAUUUUGUGACCCCUAAUCAGGGCCAAAAAUUGAAUCUUUUGAUAGAUAUUUGAAGCUAUUGGGAAAUAAGUGUGUAUAAUGUAGUGUUAGUGAACCUUGGCAGUUGGCAACCAUCGUUUGCCAAUAACCACCGGGCCGAUUGUUAUUGGGAUAUAUUAUCGGAGAGAUCGGUGGAAUGUUAUCGUUCAAUUGUUGAAUAUUCAACAAUUAUUUACGCUGUGUUCCAAGUUACUGUUAGUUGAUUGUGUUAAAAUUUUCAGAAUUACUCAGAAUUGAUCUUUGAACUUUAAAUCUUAUUGCAUGCUUUUGAGUUUGAGGUGCAGAGAAUAGUUUAUGAAUUGUCUUACAUGGUGUAUAAUAGUCAUUAGAAUUUGAAGCUUCAACUUAGAGAAAAGCUGAUACUUUGAACAGACUAUCAAUUUGUACCAUGCCCGAUGUUAUAGACGGCUAUGCUUAAAGAGUUUAACAUAUAGUGAGUGUAUGAUGUAUUGAUAAAACACAUAGUUUUACCCAACUUGUUUUGCAAA
Messenger RNA from Bolinopsis microptera, 6774 nucleotides. RefSeq names its product microtubule-actin cross-linking factor 1, isoforms 6/7-like. NCBI's taxonomy places the organism in Eukaryota, Metazoa, Ctenophora, Tentaculata, Lobata, Bolinopsidae. Gene Ontology annotation, cellular component: actin filament bundle; cell junction; cell projection. Gene Ontology annotation, molecular function: actin lateral binding; calcium ion binding; microtubule binding. Bases 764 to 6013 code for a protein of 1749 amino acids. The transcript is spliced from 28 exons. Gene Ontology annotation, biological process: intermediate filament cytoskeleton organization; actin cytoskeleton organization; actin filament bundle assembly. The record is from RefSeq and is a predicted model, not a curated record.